AUGCACCAGAUUUACAGCUGCAGCGACGAAAAUUUAGAAGUUUUCACCACUGUGAUUUCAUCCAAAUCAUGUAGUCCUGCCCGAAGACGAGCCAAAAGUACGCAGCACAUCCUAACAAAGAGUGUGGUAGCCAUAGCCGACCAUCGGCCCCACAGCACAGAGAAGCUGCAGCCCCACCAAGGUGACUUCCUCCAGGUGCUGUACAGUGAAGACGAGGUGCGGGGCUUGGGCUGCCUGCAGAGCGGGCAGCGGGGACCCUGCCCCACCAAGGGCACUGCCCAGCAUGCUUCUUGUCUGGUGGCAAACACUACAGAGGAUGCACUUAGUAGUGGUAUCACUUGUAGCCCAUCCCCUCGUGUGAGUGUUCGCUCUGACAGCAAGGGAACAGGGGGCACCAAGUGGAGUGGGGGCAGCUGCAGCAUCCAAGCCCACUGCCCUGCACAGCCCCUGCUCAUCCCAGACUUGCCAGUCCCAGGGACGGGCGACCCUUUGCAAUCAGGCAGCCCUUGGUUUUCAGUGGCCAGUCACCAUAAUCAGGGAAGAAGGGUCACGGGGAUGAAUGCUUUACGCGUCUAUGCUUUAUUUGCUAGCCACAGGCAGCGCUGGAGGAAGACGGCGGAGUACGACCUGACCCUGCCACCAGGAGCAGAAGCUUCCCUACCGUUGACGGGAGGCAACCUGUGCGGGACACCCAGCCUCCUGAGGAAGAUGUGGAUGAAGCACAAGAAGAAGUCAGAGUACCUGGGGGCAACAAACAGUGCCUUUGAGGCAGACUGA
Molecule: messenger RNA, 777 nt
Organism: Balearica regulorum gibbericeps (East African grey crowned-crane)
Lineage: Eukaryota; Metazoa; Chordata; Aves; Gruiformes; Gruidae
Source: RefSeq, a predicted model, not a curated record